Motacilla alba alba is the source of this 24146-nucleotide messenger RNA. It is a transcript of the gene GCNT4, whose product is annotated as glucosaminyl (N-acetyl) transferase 4. The record is from RefSeq and is a predicted model, not a curated record. Gene Ontology annotation, molecular function: acetylglucosaminyltransferase activity. Gene Ontology annotation, cellular component: membrane. Lineage: Eukaryota; Metazoa; Chordata; Aves; Passeriformes; Motacillidae. Bases 4365 to 5732 code for a protein of 455 amino acids. The transcript has 2 exons.
AGCAGUUCCCCAGUGGGCCCACAAGAAUUUCUUUGCAUAGCACUGAGAAGAUGCAAAGUUAAUAAGGUUCGCUUUCCAUUGAUUUGAUAAAUAGAGGGAAAAUUCUGGUGGGUACACUCAAAACCAAUUUAAACCUUGCCUACACUGGUUAGUAUUGGUUCCACAGUAUCUUAGAUAUUCAGUGUUAUGGAACUCUUAAUAACAAAAACUAAAUAAUACAGGAAUCAGAAGCUUCAAUUUUGCAGUAACCUUGAUACCCAAUAUGUGAUAGUGCACAGUGGCCUUAGCCAGAAUAUUUGGAUCAGAAUGCAGAAAAAGUUACACUGCACUCAGGUGAAACAGCAGAAUAGUUUUUCUGGUAGGCAGAUCAUCACUCCCACUUAGGGUCUGCCUUGGAGGCCAGAAGUCCCACUGAUGCUUUUACAGAUUUUUUACAGAAAAGAACAUUUUUUUAGUUAUUAAAAGAUACAAAUGAGGAAGCAAACAUUGUUCUAAUUUAUCCUAAUUUUGAUGAAGAUACCCUAAUCUGUAAAACAAGCCAAAAAGUGGAUUGUUGCCCUCUGUAAUAUUUGUUCUCAUUUAAAACUGAUUUUUUUAGAAUUCAGUUCAGUUUAAACAGAAAACACUGAAAGAGAAAGGAUUUCUAUUGUGUUUGUAAGACAUACAUUGACUUGAGGCUGUGUGCAUGUGUUUUGGGGGUACCAGUCAAAUGCAAAAUCGUUCAGUUGUUCACAUGGUUCAGAGAGCAGCAUGUUCAGGGUUUUCCAGCCUGCGUCUGAUGUGUCUGAUGUUAGCAGCACACCUUAACCCUGCCUAACAUUUUUAAACUUCAGUAUCACGGAAGACACACUUAGAGGCUUGCUGUCAAUCAGAAGAGUUGCAAUUAAUGCCUGAGGUUCAUGACUAGAAGCUUUUAGCUGAGUCACUUCUCAGCUACCACAUUCCUGAAGAGCCUGAGUCCUCCCACAUGAAGCCUGAGGACCUGGGGAGAGGAUUUCCUCCCUUCCCUGACAACUUCACUCAUUUUCAUUUUGGGAUUGAAUCCUGAGUGCUGGCAUGGCUUUACAAAUUCAGAAACAUUUGACACAGUAGUCCUUGCAGUUGAGGUUAUGAUCUUUGUGAGGCUGAACUGUAGUUCAGGGAUCGAGGGAUGGAUGCUUUACCUUCAUCCAUCUUCUCUGAAUGUGAGCAGCAAUUGUGAAGGGAGACACAAUUCCUCGACUUUAAUAAUUUUUUUUUUUGCAUUACAGUGCUAGUAAUAAGGGAAAUGCAGGUUUUUUGACAUAAUAAACUGAUAAUGGAUCUGGUAAUCAGAUACGAAUGCACAUGUUUGUUUUUGGCCAACAUGGAGAGGGUAAAAUCUGUGAGGUUUAUUAAUGGGAUGGUGCAGAGGCAGGAAGAGAGGAUUUCCCUGGGAGCCCCGGUUUGUGAAAGGGCUGUGUAACCCUAGGAAGAUCUGGAUAGAAGUCUUACACUGCAUGAAGACCUGCGGCUCCUGCCCUCCUCAAGUCCUGGAACAAGCAAAUGUACCUCAGGAGUCUUCUCACAUGUAGGAAAGACAAGUAACCCAUUUUAUAGAACAAACCAAGAGGUCAAUGCAAAACUCAUAAUAUAAAAUCUUGAUACAAAAGAUGGAACCUUGCAUGUGUAUUGUAUGGCAUCACCCUAGGAAAAAGUUUUUGUGGGCAAGAUAGCCAGAGUUAGCAUCUGGUCAGUGCUACCCAAGAUAGGUGCUUUGGACAGCAAUAGGUUGCGGUUCUCGUCUGCCAUGUUCACUCAUUCUGUGCUCCUCUGGAGAGGAUGGUGUGUAUGGUACAGCUCAAUGUCUCAGUAGGGCUUUGAGUCUGCAUGUGAUAAAAAAUGAAGUUUUUCGGAUGAGUCAAAACCUGAUGAGGUGUGUGAUGGCCUUUCUAUCCCAAGAGAUUUAAUCCUUCAGUUUCCCACUGUUAAUCAAGAAAUCCCAGUUUUGGCUGAAAUUAGCUUUAUACUGAUAAAUGAUUUAGAAGGGAAACAAAAGUGAUGAAGGGUCUAGAACCUAAGUCAUAUGAGGAGUGACUGAGGGAGCUGGAGUUUUUUAGCUUGGAGAAGAGGAGCCUCAUGGGAGACCUUACUGCUGCCCACAACUACCUGAAAGAAGGUUGUAGCAAGAUAGGGGUCAGCCUCUUCUCCCAGGCAACAAGCAACAGGAUGAGAAAUAGCCUUAAGCUGCACCAGGGAAGGUUCAGGUUGGAUAUGAGAAGGAAUUCCUUCAUGGCAAGAGGGAUGACCCUGAUAACUACAGUACUGUCAGUCUCACUCCAGUGCCUGGUUAAAUUAUGGAGAAGAUUAAUCUGGGAGUUAUUGAAAAACCCCUGAAAGAAAAUGCAGUCAUUGGUCAUAGCCAGUAUGGUUUCAUGAGGGGAGGGUCCUUCUUGACAAACUAAUUCCCUUUUAUGACAAGGUAGCUCACCUUGUUGAUGAUGUGAUCUUUUUUUAUUUCAGUAAAGCUUCUGAUGCUGUCUCUCACAGGAUCCUUCUGGAUAUGUUAUGUGGUGGGUGAACAGCUGGCUUAGUGGCCAGCCACAAAGGGUUACAGUGGAUGGAGUGGCAUCAGGCUGGUGACCUGUCACCUGUGGGGUUCCACAGUGCUCCAUCUUAGAGCCAGUGCUCCUCAACAUCUUCACUAAUGACUUGGAUACAGAACUCAAGAUAAACUCAAAGAUAUAAACUUGGACACUAAAUUGGGAGGAGCUGUUGAAGGCAGAGAGACCCCGCAGAGAGAUCUCAACUAAUUAGAGGGCUGGGCAAUCACCAAUCAUAUGAAGUUUAACAAAAACAGAUGCUGGGUUCUGCACGUGGGACAGGGCAAGCCUGGAUGUAUGGACAGACCAGGAUGCAAAAGGUUGGGAGACCAGCCCUGUGGAAGCAGACCAGUGGCAAUGGUCAAUGGCAAGUUGAACAUGGUCAGCAGCCAGGAGGGCCACCCGUGUCCUGGGGGCAUCAGGCACAGCAUGGCCAGCCGGGCAAGGCAGGGGAUUGUCCUGCUCUGCUCUGCUCUGCACUGGGGUGGCCUCACCUCGAGUGCUGGGAGCAGUUCUGGGUGCCACAGUGUAAGAGAGACAUAAAACUGUUGGAGAGAAGGAGGGAUCACAAGGAUGGUGAAGGAUCUGGAGAGGAAGCCAUAUGAGAAGCAGCUGAGGUCACCUGGUCUGUUAAGCCCAGAGGAGACUGAGGGGAGACCUCACAUUGACCUGCAGCUUCCUUGUGAGGGAAAGCAGAUGGACAGGGACUGAUUUCUUCUUAGUGACAAGACCCGAGGGAGUCUGAAGUUUUGUUGAGGGAGGUUUAAGUAUAAGAGAAAGGGUCUUCACCCAGAGUGUGGCUGGGCACUGGAAGAAGCCCCCCAGGGAAGGGGUCACAGAGCACCAGCCUGAUACAGUUCAGUACUCUCGUGGUCCAGAGGUGGACAAUGCUCUCAGGCACAUGAUGUUACUCCUGUGCUGGGCCAGGAGUUGUAGUUCACUGGUUCUUGUGGGACCCUUCCAACUCAGGACAUUUUAAGAUUCUAUGGCUUUGUUUGGUUUCAUAGCAACAGAAUGUUUGGCACUGGGCAGAAGCUGGCCAGAGCUGACACAGAUAGAGAGGUUAGGGAGAAGUUUGGAAUGUGUUGGAUUUUUCCCCUUUUUCUUUGUUCAGACUCGCCUUUCUGAAGGAGAGAGUAAGAGAAUAUUCACUCCUUGAUUUAGGCCAUGCCUGUUCAGGCAGGGGUGGUAAGUGUUGUCCUUGGUAGCCAGGGAGAUACUGGGCAGAGGCAUGGGGUGGGCUUCACAGAAAGGCCACACCACAUAGGUCUUCUCCCUCCAAAGAAAAAAAACAGGGCAGGUUACCUGUUUCCCCCUCUAUAGGGCUUUUUUUCAUAUGAUUGAAAACCUGCCUUUGGUUAGGAGCAGUUUUUAGAAGUGAUUUUUUUUCCAGGACCACAGAUGCAUAAAGGAAGUAGGUAAAGGGGAAACCCAGAUUAGACAUUGAGCUAGGAUUAUUUUGAAGAAGACAUGAAGGAAAGCACCUGCUUGCUGUUGGGGAACAUGGGAUUUUUGGCUUCAUAGGGGUAUGAAUGUCUCACUUCAUUUUGAGGAUGAUGAGGCACUGCCACAGGUUGCCCAGAGAAGUUGUGGAUUCCCCAUCCCUGGAAUUAUUCAAAGCCUAGGGGAAAGUUUCCUGCUCAUGGCAGGGAUUUUGGAAUGAGAUUGUCUUUAAGGUCCCUUCCAACUCAAACUAUUCAAUGAUUCUAUGAGAUCUGUUUUUUCUCUUUCUUUGUUAGUAUAUCUGGAGACUGUUUCUAAAACCCGCAGAGAGUUGAUGAGCUUUGGUUUCUGCAAAAUAGCAUGACGAGACACAAGUGGUCCUACAAAUGUCCCUCACAAAGGAAGAUCUUGAUUCUGUGUCUCACUGGGUGGCUGAUUGCACUGCUGAAGCUCCUCCAUGUUGAAAGACACUUUUUUCCUUCUAAAGGCAUUUACUUAGUUGAACACUUCUUGAGCACUUCUUCUUAUGUUAGAAACAGAUAUUCAUACCCUAGAAAUGAGUUCCAGUAUGAAAUUAAUUGUUCAUCUAUAUAUGAACAAGAUCCUCAUGAAAUUGGCAAGAGUUUAGAGAUAAGAAGAAAAGAAAUAGUUGAUUUAGCUGAUGAAGAUGUUGUAGCAAUGACAAGUGACUGUCAAGUGUAUCGUUCACUUAGGAAAUACCAGCUAAAACCUGUUUCUCCAGAGGAGGAGAGUUUUCCAAUUGCCUAUUCUUUGGUUGUUCACAAAGAUGCAGCAAUGGUAGAAAGGCUCAUACAUUCAUUGUACAGUCAUCAAAAUAUUUACUGCAUUCAUUAUGAUCAAAAAGCAGCAAAAAGUUUCAAAUCUGCUUUGAACAAUCUAGCUAAAUGUUUCCCAAAUAUUUUCAUUGCAUCAAAAUUGGAGACAGUGGACUAUGCACAUAUUUCACGUCUGCAAGCAGAUUUUAAUUGUUUGUCUGAUUUGAUGGACUCUCCAGUUCCAUGGAAGUAUGUUAUCAAUUUGUGUGGCCAAGAUUUCCCUUUGAGAUCAAAUUUUGAGUUGGUUGCUGAACUGAAGAAACUUGGUGGAGGAAACAUGCUGGAAACUUCAAAGCCAAGCAGUAGUAAAAGAGAACGAUUUACUUAUCACUAUGAACUUAUGAAAGUGCCUUAUGAAUACAUGCAGAUGCCUGUAAAAACCAACAUUUCCAAGAAUCCGCCACCUCAUGAUAUUGAGAUAUUUGUAGGCAGUGCCUAUUUUGUUUUAAGCCGAGAAUUUAUUCAAUAUACCCUUGAAAGCUCACUUGCAAAAGACUUUUUUGAGUGGUCAAGGGACACAUACUCUCCAGAUGAACAUUUCUGGGCCACUCUUGUACGUGUCCCUGGGGUCCCUGGGGAAGUUCCAAGAUCAUCCCAGGAUAUAACAGACUUGCAAAGUAAAACUCGUCUGGUGAAAUGGAAUUACCUUGAAGACUAUUUGUAUCCUCCGUGCACUGGUACCCACCUUCGCAGUGUUUGCAUCUAUGGGGCUGGAGAACUAAGAUGGCUGCUGAAUUACGGACACUGGUUCGCCAACAAGAUUGACUCCAAAGUAGAUCCUGUUUUGGUAAAAUGCUUGGCAGAAAAGGUGGCAGAACAACAGAAGGAGUGGGUACAUUUGUCCUCGGAUGAGCACUUUCUGCACUUAAGUUCUACGAAUGCCUUGACAUAGCAGCGCUGUGUUCUCUGCUGUCCCUGCUGUGUGCACAGACCUGCAGUUCUGCUGCCUUGACCUGCUGCAGGAUGGCAGUGAGGGAAAAGUCCAUUCUAUAUAACGUCCCAGGCCCUGCAGAGCCAGGUGCUUGGCUAUUUAUUUAUGUAAAGUAAUUUCUCGCUGGUUAACUGUUUUGCCACAUUAAACCUGUAAUUGUCUUCAGGGUGAUUCUGAGAUGGUGAAGUUUGCUUUUGGAGGCUCUUGUGCUCUCUGUCCUAGUAGAGUACUUCAGAACUGUAUUUUACUUCAAGUGUGUUUGUAUCUUUUAUAAGAAACUUCAGCACUUCUGUCUGCCUCUCCUCUUUUCCUUCACUUUUGCUUUUAAAGGAAGACCUCUGUAUCUGCUACCUCAGGAAAAUUGCAAGUGCCCAUCUCACAGAAGAAAACCAAGAGAUCAGCAUGAACACCAAAUGAGCCAUGUGACCCCACCUGAAGUUCCACACUUCUUGUCUGUGGGAGCUGCAUAGAUCUUUGCAAUGUGAAUAUGACUGGAUGAUAUAAGGGAGAGAAGAUACCUAUAUGCUACUUUGUGUGUACCAUUGUUCUCUUCUCGCAGCUAACCUGGGUGUUGCUUUUCCUUCUACAAAGCAUGUGAUCAGGUGUUGUGCCAACACCGUUGGUUUCACAAACAGUGUAAGUUGGUUGAAAUAGUUGUGCACUGUUGAGUGCACACAGUUGUGUGUUCUCCAAAGGCAGAAUACAUGCAUGCCCUAAGGGCAGUCUCUGCAGCCACCUGGGGGAGGUACUCGUGCCAAAAGAGGUCAAUCUUCAUUUCUCUCUGCCAGUAGGAAUAUCUUUAUGUGAAUUCCCAGUCCUAUUGAGACUGUAUCCCUACACACAGAGCUGUUUCCAGUGGGUGUUCAGCAGUGUGGUGCUUUGUUGAAGUGUUGAACGCACUAAGUUGAGCAGUAGUCAUAAUAGCCAUAUUACAGAAAUGAAGACCCUGCAUUAAGUGUGUUUCUGUGCAAGUCCUGUGGCUGUGCACUACCAUGAUCCCAGGCUGACAGGUGCCUGAAUGGGCCCUGGUUCAGCUGUGGAGCAAGAGUUCUCCUACAGCCCCUGCUUGCCAUGGCUCUGCCAGGCCCCCUAGUAGUGAAAUGGCUCGGGAGUCUUCUCGUAGCUGGGCUUCCCACACUCUGGCAUGGGGGAAGUGUUUGUAAGUGCAGGGGUCUCUGCAGAAACUUCUGCAACUCAGAAAUGUUGCUGGCAUUUUGGGGGUUUCCCUGGAGUGCUACCCUGCCACAAGUUGAGUUUUGGUGAUUCCAGUGGAUCCUGGGGUUUAGCUUUCUCUAUGCCACUGUCUUCUUUCUAGCCAUCUGUCUUUCAUUAAGGGACCUUUCCCCAUGAGUGACUUUGGGAUAUCUGUAUCUGGUCUUACUGAUCUACAGAUUGCUAUAGUAAUGACCAUAUCUCAUAUCAAUGAGAAAUCUUUGUUCCUUAUUUGAGCUGAAGGAACCAAGCUGCUUUUUAGUCUCAGAUUUUGUCUCUAAAUUUGGUCACAGUGAAGUCAUUCGUGGCUCAAGACUGGUUUGAGAGUCAGGAUUCUCAGGCAUUUUUCCACAUUUGCGACAGUGAUUUUCAGUAAGCUCUCAGAGAAGCCACCUGAGUUUUCUCUUUCAGUUGUUCCCAUUGUAAAAUGAGAACCAUCAUUUUUAUUGUCUUGCUAAGCACUUUGAAACCUGUGCGUGUUGUGGGUUUGGUUGCACAAUACUAAUUAUUUAGUAUUAACUUAUUUUGCGGAUAAUUUGUUAUCCACAAAACUAUUUAUAGAGUCUGUGUCUGCACAGGUCAAGUAUUUCUUAAGUGUACUGUUUCUGAAAUAAAUGGGGAUUAUUUUUAAGUCUGUGUUGCGCACUUCAGUGACAUGCCCUGUCUACUCAAGGCUGUCCUGACUUGAUGUAAUUUAUAGUUUGUAAAAAAUUAAAUAUUGGUAGUAUUUACAGAUUCAUGUAUUAGUGCUUGCAUAUAAAAUAGAGUCCUCGUGUGGCAAAAAAGUUAAUAAAAGAGAAUAUUAGGAUCCCUGAGGGCCAAGCUACAGGAUUCUGUACAUAUAAAUUGAUGAUAUAUUUGAAAUUUUGUAUUUAUUUAAACUGGCUUUAUGUAUGUAUGUACACAUAUAUCCAUUUGGGUUUAAUUGUAGUUGUUUGAUCUGCCAUAGAUUUAUCAAAAUAAUCCAUCAGCACAUUAAACUUCAUUGAAGUAUGUGAUUCUAAUCAACAUGCAACUUUGUGCUAUUUUAAUUGAAUUGGCUUGAAUGAUGCCUGUCAUUUAACAAGUUUGAAAGAAGGCACCUCGUUCUUCCAAGGUGAUGGAGAAGUGGAGGCGGAUGUGGCACAGUGUGAGGCAGCAUCAGCCACUUGUUUGCUAGAUGAGGAAGUGGGCAGUGUACAGACUGCAACUUUAUGAAGUGCUGAUUUUCCAAUGAAUUCUAGAUGUUUCUGCUGUUCUGAAAGCAGCUUUAAAGGCUAUUCAAGGUUGUAGAAGGGCAGUUCACAAAAAUCAGUCAUUGGAUUGGUGAGGCUGGAAGAUCCUCUAGUCCAGCCUCUUGCUCAAAACAGGAUCAACACUGAAUUUGAGCUGGCUUUCUUGGGUUUUCCCAGGACUCUUGCAGACCUCUAAGGGAGGAGGAAUAUAUUCCAAUGUUUCCAAAGAAAAGAGCAGUCAAAAUAUUAGUGUCUUAACUUUUGAAUAGGUUUCUCUCUGUUUUUUGGCCUUGCAUUCAGCCAUGUUGCCAUACUGAUGCCUGGAUCACAGUUAAGUGAUAAGACUACAGGGAUGGGUAACAUCAUCAUCAUCAUCAUCACUACUCUUUACACAGGUAGGUCUGCCAUUGUUGGCAUGACCCAAGGCAUGAUACACAAACUUUCUGUAGUAAAGUGGCUGAACCUAGUUUAUGGCAAAACAAAAAGUUUUAUUUCGGCUGAAACUUAGAUUGUAGGCGCUUACCUGCUCUCACGUGGUUUGUUGGGGGUUUUUUUGGUGGUUUUCUUUGUUUGUUGGUUUGGUUUUAUUUUCCUUAAUAAAGCUUAGAUUUCCUUUUUUUUCCCUCUUCAUUCUUUUCCUCACUUCUAAAAGAUUCCCCUUCUAAGUUUUUUCACAAAUUUGAAGUACACAUACAUUUGCACAAAUUGGUUUCUUCUGUAUUUGUUCUGCUGAAUAAUCACUAUGCUGGCCUUCUUCCACCCACCCUGCCCUGUGCUGGUCACAUGGAGAGUCUGGACUAUCAGUUGACCUAGUUUUCCCAUUCAGGAAGGAUGCAUAAGGAAGGCAAUAGUACUGCUCCUGGCUGUCAGUGCUGGUCUAUAUGUCCAGCCCACCAUUUUAUUAGUGUCUGAAAACAGCAAAAAUGCUGAAUGCAUUCCAGCACAGACAAAUUAAGUAAGGAAGAAAAGGAAAUAAUGAGCUUUAGUGAAAGAGAUGCAGAGCCAACAUUUGUACUACUUGUCAUGUUAAUGAAUUUAUUAGGCUAGACAUGUAAUCUGGAGGAUAAUAUAUACCAACAUAAAUGCCUCACUAUGUAUUUUCUUUGGCGUGGGAAUAAAAGGAUGUGAAAGGAAAGACUAGGAAUUAGACUCUAAUCUGUAAUUGUAAUUAAAACAGACUUGGCCUGUUGAGUAUUUCUAUGACUACAGUGUCAUUACUGUAGCAUUUAAAUGAGAAUGUUUAAACAUAAGAAAACCAGUAUUUAAACAGCAAAUGUGGAGUAUGUGUGGCACACUAAUAUGUGUUUACAGUGUGACCUUGAGUUUUAUUUCAGGUACAAUAUCUGUUUUAAAUCGAUGUUUUUACAGAACCUGGGUUGCUCCUGGUGAUGAUAAUUUCUGCUCACAGAAGUGAUACUUCAGAACAAUGUGAUCUGUUACUGAGACGCAGUAAAUCUGUACUGAAAGUACCCCAGUGCUGUUUAGUAUUUCAAGCUGACAGUUACACACUCUAUCCUGGUCCUAUUUCUUCAGAGCUACAUAACUCUUUCAUUUUCUAUGGCUAAGGGAUACUCAUCUUUAUAAUACCAGUUUUUUUUAGAAAACAGAGAAAGCAAAAACCACAAACCUUUGUAUGAGGCAUUUUUUCAAGUAGGAAAGUCUAUGGCAAGUUUUUGAUAGCAGGAGGAGGGUGGGCGUGGAUUCUGUGAGAAGAUGCCAGGAACUUCUCGACAUAUCUGACAGAGCCUGUGCCAGUCAGCUCCAGGAUGGACUUCCUGCUGGACAAGGCUGAUGAUGAUAGCACCUCUGGGAUGACAUAUUUAAUAAAAGAAAAAAAAACAUACCAAGCAACAGCAGCUACAGCCAGAGAGGAGAGAUUGAGGCUGUGAGAGACACCUCAGUAGGUACCGCAUCAGUGAAGAAGGAGGGGCAGGAGGUGCUCCACAUGCUGGAGCUGAGAUUCGUCUGCAGCUUGUGGUGCAGACUGUGGUGAAGCAGCUGUGCCCCUACAGCCCAUGGAGAUCCAAGGUAAAGCAGAGAUCCACCUGCAACCCAUUGAGGAGCCCACACUAGAACAAGUGCAUGCCCAAAGAUGGCUACAACCCCAUGGAAGGUCCACACUGGAGCAGGGUCCUGGCAGGGUCUGUGGCCCCAUGGAGAGAGAAGCUCACACAACAGCAAGUUUCCUGGCAGGAUUUGUGACCCCAUGAGGGUAUCACACUAGAGUAAGCUGUGCCUGAAGGAUUGCUCCCUGAGGAAGGUAGCGUCAUGAGGAAGGGGUAAGGGAAGGUGGGGUUUUUAAAGGUUUGUUUUUAAUUUUCAUUUCUCUAGUCCUGAUUGGUAAGAAAUUUAUUUUCCCCAAGCUGAGUCUGUUUUGUCCAUGACAGUAAUUAAUAGGUGAACAAUCUCUCUUUGUCCUUAUCUCAACCCAGAAGCCUUUCAUUAUGUUUUUUCUGCCCAGGCCAUCAGAGGAGGGAAGUGACAGAAUGGCUUUGGUGAGCAGCUGACAUCCCACCAGGGUGAACCCAACCUAGAUGGAAAGGAGUUAGACGGUAUUUUUUAAGGUGGGGGCAAGGACAGUAAGUUUUAUUGCUACUGAGCCUUCAUUUAUAUGUCUUAGCAGAGAUUUAAGUGGAAAUGCUUACAUAUAGCAUGGUUGCUACUGCCAUUUCUGAUCGAGGUAAGUGAGACUUGAGUUAGUAAUUUUAAAAACAAAGAUGAUUUAGCAAAGAAAUUCCUGGAGCUGUAUCCAUUUCUUGUCUUGUAAAAAAAUAGCGGCUUAAAAAUUUACUGGAAUUUGACUAGAGGACUACAAAAAGAUUCAGGGGACUGGGCUGGUUGCAUCAAAGAGGACAGAAAAAGGAGCAUCUGAUUUUUCUGCUCAUGGCAGGUGAAUGUUUUUUUUAUGAUGCUUUCUGUAUUAUAUGUAGUAACAAAUUUUUAAUAUGAGCUGGUUUGAAAAAUUAUUGACUGAUGUCCCAUUUGCAUCUUAAGCAUUUGCUUCUAACACGUGGGCUUACUCAAAAGACUCUUCUCUGGGCUACAGUUAGAGACUUCACUGUGAUUUAGAUUAAACAACAACAGCUUUUUUAUUGCUGAGCCUCUUUUCUCUGCCUGAAUUUGUGCUCUGAGAUGGAAAGGAUGGCAAGUCUAAGUUUUGCCUGGGGCAAUGAGAAGAUGGAGAGUAUACAGAGAUGCUGCAGGUGGCAUUAUUGCCACCAUACCAGCUGUUAUGCUACUAUAUUUAUAGCCAUUAUGCUAUUAAUGUUGUUGUGUCAUAACAGCUGGAAAAUAAGAAUAACUGCAAUUUAUACUGUAGAGAUUCAAAUCACCAUUUAUUAAUAACUGUGGCAGGAAUUGAAAACCAUACUUGGACAUAACUACGCACAAAUAUUUCAGUACUAAGUUGCUAGGGACCUUAGGAAGUAGGAUGAAAAUACAGGUGGUAUAUGCAUUUUUAUCUGAUGCACAGAAUAAUUACAUCCAUUUCAAGACCUUUCAGAUGGGAGAAAGCAGAAGUACUCUUGAUACAGAGGUUUGAUAUAGCAGAAUUGAAGAUCCCAAUUUAUUUUCUCCAAGCAGUGUUAUGCUUGCUUUUUUCCCCCUAUUGUUGUUUCUUACCUUUUAAUGCAGCAGUCCCAGCUUCUUUAUGGUUGUAAGGCACCCAUCUCAAUUAAAUUUUAUUACUUAGUCCUCAUUUACUCUAAUCUGCUUUGGAGCCUAAAACUUCCUUUCUGCCCCUGUAACAGUUUUAAGGAUUCUUAGUGCAAUCAGCAUGUGCCAUGAGUGGAUUUCUAUUUAAUUGACUUUAGUGGGACAUGUGCAUAUGCUCAGCUAUCCUGGGCCUGAACUGGUACAUUUAUGUGCUCAAAUCACUGGGAGAUUAACUGUGUUUUAUUCCACUUGUAUUUAAAGCAAAAAUUAUCAAAAAUGUCCCUUGUUCCUAUGCCAAACUUAACUUCUUCCUCUUGUGUAGAAUUCUGUGUGGUACAGGAGGUAUUUAGAUUUAGAUAUAGAUAUAAAGGGUUGUAGAGGCUAUAUCAAGAAGAUAUAUCCAAGGGAGUAAAAUCAUGUACAUUACCAAAAAAAAAAAAAAAUUUGCUUUGGAAAAGCAAUUCCAAGUAAUUGAAUAGGGAUGACGUAGAGCUGUUCUUGUAAGAAGUUGGAGUCACUUUUUUUUUUUUUUCCUGAUUUUUAUAUUGCUAACAAUAUUCUUUUAAAUGCUCUCUUAGUUCCAAGCUGUUGCCCAGGAGGGAUGUGUGCCCAUCCCUCUCUGCAGAAACAAGUUGUAUUUCUGUGAAACCAUCAGCAGGCUUCGGUGGUUUAUUUCUUUUCUAGGUCUCAGAUUCCAGAUUUGGGUAUGGUAGAGCAGAACAAGAAAAGCAUGUGUCUGUUGGCAUGCAAGUGACUGGACAAGUCAGACUCUUGAAGAUGGAGCUGCCUCCAUGAACCAAGCUGGAGCAGGAAUCAGGCCACUCAGCCAGCAGAGCAAGCAUUGUCUCUGUUUCUUUUCAUUAGAGCACAUCAGCAUUAUAAUUUUCCAGACCAGCCAGCUAAUCAUAUUAUCUGUGUUGUUUUUAUUGGCUGAAGAAUCAUGACAUUCUCUCUUAUGGCCUUAAAUUAAGAUCUGUUUAAAGUCUCUGUACAUAGAUCUUUGGAGCAGACACAGUAAGAUCUCAAUUACUGUAUGUCUUGUCCUCAUUUGGAAUGAAGGCAGCCAAAUCAGGUUCUGCAGUAAUAAAACCAUAGAGCUGAAGACAUGAAAAACUGAGUCAUCCUUAAAUUGAGUAGUUGUAGCAUUUUAUUUCUCUGCAGUCAUUGAGGGGAUACCUUAGCAUUCAGUUUGAGAAAUCUGAGACAUUUAAUAAAGCAGAAUACCAACAAGAAUAGACAUUAAAGAAAGAUUUACCUGGAGCGCUUACCUGAAAGGUUUUUUUUUCAGUCUGUGUGAAGUGAUAUGCUUCCAUUUCAGUUGUUGGACAGAUGUGCACACCACAGAGCUGCUGCUGGCACUGUGGCACCAUCAUGAGUUUCCCCAGUGCCUCAGAGACUGCGCUGUCCCCCGCUGAGGCACUGCUCACUGCAGUCACUAGGCAAGGGGCAGAAGAGGUGGCCUCUGUCCCACCAUUCUAGAAAUAACCCUUUGGGCGGUGAUCCUAUCUAGCAGUGUUUCAAGGCCAUUGGAGUGGACAAUGCUAACAGAAAAGCUCCAGUGUUACAGUCUUAGGAAGGAGAGGAGACAAGGUCUGGGCGGCAUGGCUCCCAAUGAGAAAAGGCACUCAAACAUACAGACAUGCUGUAUGAUGCUUCAGAUGACCUGCUGUAGGAAGUGGAAGUUUGGGUUGUGAUUAAGUGGUAAGUGCACUUUGAAAGCCAGUUUAACCUGCAGCAAUAACUCAUUUGCUUAGCCCAAGAGUAUUUGUGCCCCGCUUCAACAAAAGAGUUUUUUCUGCUGUCAUAUUUCUGUUAUUUGUGUUUGCUUGGGGUUUUUGACAGAUUUAUUUUUCAAAUCUGUUUCAAAUUUUUCACCAACUAAAUCUUGGGUUCUGCAUGAUAUUCAGGUCUAGCUGAGGAGUAGAGUGACAACUUUCCAUAGACUUUCCAUAUUUUCUAGGUUAGCUGAUGGUAGCAUGAAGUUUGGAUAUUGUUCACAGAAAGAUUAAAAUUAAACUGAAAUGUUUUCUGUUAAACAAGUGGCACUUUGCAUAGUGUCUGAAAAAGAUGGCUCUGAAUAUCUGCUGUCCUGGUGCCUUCUGCUUCAGCAGAGGUGUGAUGAACCUUUGGCUUCAUAAACCACAGUGGCUGCUGGGCUGUAAAGAGAAAAGCCCUGAAUUCUCUUUUGGGUACUCUUAACUGAACUCACUGUCCAAGACUUGGUUAGGUGGCAGCACUGGUGAUAAGAUAAUGUUUGCCCACAUAGUCAAGUCAUAGGGAUGUGAGAGGCACAUGCUCAGACAGUUCAGUUGGUAUUUGGCUGUUUUUGCAUGGAGUCAAGUAGUGAUGCCAUCCUGCAGUGGUGUCAAGACAGUCAGUCAAAGGGUAGGGCGCACCCAGGAGCUUCUCUUGUCUCCAAGGCUGGGAUGGGGGUAUGUUUGAAGAUUGGAAUGCCAAACCAGGGUGAGUUGCAUAGCUGCUGGGUCUUUCCCUGCUAGGUUACUUUGCUUCACAACAAACUGGUCCGGCAGUCUUUCUAACAGUGGAUUAAUUCCCCUUUCCUUUGGCUGCUGGGUAAAUGCUGCUGCUAUAUCCUUUUAUUUCUGUUUUCUUUUGAGUCUAUUGUUGUGAUCAACCAUUUGUCCUUUUGUGUGAUGUGUACAAAAAAAGCAAUUCCAUAGACAUGUCCUUGCUGAGAAGUCCUGGAAGGCACAAUUGGGCCAUUGUUCAGCACUGCAGUUGACCCAGCUGAUGCGAACGAAUCGUGUGCUGAAUGUUUAAUGGAAACUGAGUAUGGAUGAGUGACUUGACCAGAUAAAAGUAAAAUAACACACAGAGGGAAGGGAAAGCAGCCAAAAAGAAAUUAUGUCAGUGCUUCUGAUAAAUGGAAAUGUCUUCCUUUUUUGACCCCAAGCAACUUGAUCUUGGACCAUAAGUGAAGAAAAUGAACAUAUCAGCUACUACAUAUUGCUUAAUCUUAGCAGGCAGGAAUAUAAUGGAGGUCUAGUGGUUGGAACAUGGUUCCAGAUAUCCAAAAUAAAAUUAAAAUUACAACUCUUUCUCAGCAAAGGAAUUUGCCUUUAGAAGAAAUUGUUGAGGAGUAUGUUUGAUUCUUUGUCAUGUGAAGAUAUUAGUAGUUUAGCAGUAAUUGCAAGGCUUGCAAUGGGAAUGACUCAGAUUUUUCAUUGUCUGUGCUAUGCAAAAGGAAGGCUACGUUUGCCCAAGGCUGCAGAUACGAUCACAGAACCAGCUUAGGAAAAAAUCUAAAGCUAAACCCAAGUGGGAGUAGGAGGUGCUCAUUUUGAGCAUCAUGAACAUAAAGGGCCCUUGCAUUAAUUAACACCAGUUAUGGUGAUCUAGACUUAAAAGUAGUUAGCUUUAUUUUUUUUGCUCUUGUUCACGCAGCUGAAAGCAUACUAGUAGGAAAAGUUACACCUGUUUAGCAGUGUAGUUUAUCCUUAUGUAGGUUAAUCUUGUUAGGACAGAGAAUAAACAGUAAAAAGGAUGAUCAUCUGUACAGCACAUACAGAAGCAGCUAUAUCAAUAACAAGUCAUUAACCUAAUCAAAGGUAUUAGACCAAUACAGACACUUCAAUGAAAAGGUCAGAAGACCUGAGAUCCAGUAAUCCAACUGGUAACUGUGGCCCUGGGAGUUUUAAGGGCUGUCAGUCAGCUGAUGUCAGUUCCUGGGUUGGGGAUGGGGGAAAAGUCUUCAGCUGGCACUUGUGAUUGCUGCUCGUGCAGCAGUAGAACGCCGCUUGUGAGAUUUUAUGCUACAGCCUUCCAUACUAAUACAUGUACUCAGAGUGCCAGCCUACAGGCUAAAGGAAAGCCACCAGCUAGUGAUGCAAACUCAGUCUAAAAGCCAAGCUGAAGUUUUUGAAGUCAUAUGCUACUGGAAAGCUCUAACAGGAGUUAAUGGAGGGGUACUGUUGCUGCACAGUCACACCUUGAUUCCUCCUUGGUGUAAGGUAUCACUCUCUCUCCCAGCACAAUCCCAUUUCAGACUUCAAAGUGUUGCUUUUUGGCUGUUUGUUGCCUCCACAGGGAUCCCCUUCCUGCCACCAGAUUGCCUUUAAAAUUAUAAAUGAGGCUUACUCAAAGGCUUCUCAGGAAGCCUUGAGAGUGACCCAGCAAUUUUUCUGGUUCUAGAAAUCUUUCUUCCAUUUCCUGAAACAAAGUUUUAGACUUCAGUUUUCCAGACUCUGGGGGGGCCUCCUCAGAGAAAGAUUACAGUUUAACUAAAUAUUAGGAAGAAAGAGAAAUGGUGUAAAUGAGUCACAGAAGUAAAAUGUAAUUUCUGCCUGUAAUUCAGGCUGUUGUUUCAGGACCAUGCUCCAAGGGACUGAUCCCUUCUGGCUAUGGCUGCAGCAACUCACCCUGUUUUUUUCUUUUUUUCCAGUGUUGGAAAUGACUUCCAUAGCAAAUCAGUUUUACACUUCUGUUGAAAAAUAUCUUAAAUUUAAUAACUCUGAAAUGAACAUUGAUGUGUAAGGGCAAUCAGAGUGUUCAUAAGUGGACAAUGAUCCUGAUGCUGCAUUGGACCAGUCAACUGGCUUUUCCCUAUGGGCAAUCUGCAUUACCCUACAUUUAUAAAAUGUUUAUUUCACAGUCAAAUUGGUUAAAGAACGAUUCUGUUUGCAGAUAUUACUCUGAGAGCAGGAUUUCUUAAUGAAGACAUCAGUUUAUCCCAGGGCUGGUAGCACAGCUGAAGGACUUGCUGCUGGGAGGGAGGGAGGGAUGAUCCCCCAGGCACAGCUAUGCCAUGCCCAAGGAGAGAGAGCUCUGCAACCCUCCCUCCCUAGUGGCAGGGGAGGGAAUUCUGUGAGGCCAGGGGGCUGGGGACUGCAAAUGAUGCUGUGGGAGAAAGAUGAAAGCUGAGUAUCUGCGUAAAGACAGUAUGUUUACUCUGCUUGUUUAGUGUAAGAUGCAGAUGGUAUGAAGGCUCCUUUUCCCUGGUCCCAAUAUGCAUUUUGUUGCUUUAACUUUUGUUAGUAUUUUUUCCAUUAUUACUUUUAUUGCUUUGAAAAAUGCAGGUUAUCUAAGAUGACCUCCAAAUGAAGUGAGUGGCCAAUAUCUUAAUCACAUACCUGGGGUCUUACCUUCUUCCUGGAUCUAUAUGUAUAGAAAUAGCAAUUUUUUUAAUCUGAAUAUAGCCAAAAUAGUGCUAAUGUCUAUAUUCUGGUUUUAUUGUGCUCAAGUCAGCCACCAUUUAAGUGACAUUUGUUUUUUCUAGGCCCCCUCCUAGGUCUGUACAAAGGUAUAAAUACAGACAGUCCCUGAAUUUCGUAGUUUUGAUAUUGCAAGUAACCAGAUAUGACAGCAAAGCAUGACAAAGAGUCAAGACAUCACAGGGACAGAAUAUCUCUGAAAAGAAAAUGUUUAAAAGUAAAAGAAGUUAAUUUGCUUGGCUUCUGCUAUGACAAAGCCAUUUAAAUAGCAUCAGUUGGAUGAUAGUUACAGUUAGAUUUGAAACAAAACUCUAGCUUGAUAUUAAAUUAUAUGAGGUUUCAAGGAGGUUACCAGUCAACUUGUCAGAAAAUAUCUGCUGAAACUGCUGUUCUACAGAAUUCUGGACUUAACACAAAACAAUUUCCUCUUCAACCAUUUUGACUUCCUUUUGGAAAAAAAGUUACAUUUUAAAGUUUACCCUGGGCUUUAUUGUUCCUUGAAUGUGAAAAACUCAGGUUUCCAGGUGAAACAUUUUCCAUUUCUCAGUGAAAAUAUUACUAGGUGCUGUGGCAUUGUAAUAGGUGUUAUGCUAUUGGAAGUGAAUCUGUCUGGAAAAUGUGUUGACGAACAGAAGUGUUAAUGAAAGGUAUGCAAACAAAUCUCAAGAAACAUUUGACCACAUAUUAAUAACUUGAUGGCAUGUAUAUACUCUGAAUAUCCUCUCCAAAAUAUAUGUAUUCUUAUCCUGGCCCCUUUUCCACAUCCUUCCCUCCUGAUUUAUCCUAUAUAGCACUUCUUUCUGUAUUUGUGGCUGAGUAAAUUCUGCUUUGCAGCCUGCCUGUGAUAGCAUUUGUCCAGAUAAACUCAUUCAAGAAGAAUGAAUUAUGAAGGUGUAAAUUGCCUUUGGCCAGGGGAGAGGAAAAUUUAUUUUUCAUAUUUUUCAUGUGUGGCCUAAAAUAGCAAGCAAGUAGCAGCAUGAACAGGAGCUAGGACGUUGGACUUGGCCCCUCAAAGAGCAUUCACAGAACUGGAGUGUUUAGGACUCACACUGAAUGGGGAUGUCACCAUUUAAAGUGCAAAUGAAUCUUGCAAAACAACCCAGCAGUAAAUAAUAAAUGUGUGGUACCUCUAUUAGGAUGUGAACCUCAGCAAAAUCCUGUGACUCUGUGUAUAGGUGUGCAUGUCCUUGCUGCCAUGAGUAAACAUUUGACUCACUACUUGGUAAAUAGGUUUACAAUCAGGCCAUGUAUGGUGAAUAAUGCAACGGUUAUCAACGGGAUAUGUAUUUCUAGAUGCUGAAAGUUGGUUUUGGUUCAAUAAUUUAUGAAAAUUAAUCAUGCUGUCUCCAUCAGCCUUGGGAAUGUCUGCAGUACACAUCAGCCCAGAAGGUCACUCUGAGGAUUAUUUAUUUCUUGCUUCAUAUUGGCUUCCUCCCACAGUACUAAAGAAAAAAACAUUUCUGCUCAGUAUAUUCUGCCAGUUAAUAUAGAUGGGUAUAAAUAGAUGUACAUGUAUAUGUUUUCAUUGCGAUCUCAUAGACUCUGAUUAGGGGCUUCAUGUCCUUAUUUGACCUGUCAGUUGUUUAAUUUAUGUUUCUUUCCUUUCUAACCUACAUAAUUGUCUUGCAGUCACCUAGAAACCCACAGAGUAGUUUUUGUGCUGCUUGUGGGGACAGACUUGCUGAGCAGCAAGCUUCAAUAAGGCUGAGCUUGUCUGAAAUAAAUAUGAUUUUAGGCUUCAGAAUCUCGGGCCAGCAGAAAUCAGGAAAUGCAUGUAAGAAGAAAAUGCAAUAAAAAAUCCUGCUCCAACUGCACUGCCCAGGCAGAUCCUAGAGGCUGCCUUUGGAGAACUAACAAAGUUAUGGCCAAAGCAGUCUCCUAAUAGCAAUUUGCUUAUUAUCUGUCCAUAUUAGCUUACAUUCACCUUACUCAUGUGCCUUUCCAAGGUUUUAUAGGCUAGAAAGCACCGCUGCUUCUCUUGUCCCAAAGGAUAUGGCUAUUGUUUGAGGAGCCCAUUUAGUUCUCCUGCAGACGUGCUCUGUAAUGAGAAAGGUCUGUUGCCCUUCUGCCUGUAAGCCAGGUGUGCCAUGCAUGCCCUUUAGCAGCCAUGUAGUUCAAGCAGUGACAGUGCUUUCUGGGCCAGAGCUGAAAAUGAAUCUUGGAAAAAUUACUGCAUCAAAUGCAGGCAAAAUGAUAAACAGUAAAGGAGAAGUGAAAAAAGCAGAAAGUUUUAAUUCCUAAAAAUACUGCUCUGGGUUUUGUGUAUGAUGCUCCCGUGAAUUUCACAAGAGGGGCCAGCUGUGGCACACAGCAUUGAAGGCAGUUUGCCUAACCACAGGCUGCAAACAGUAGAGUUUGCAGGAAGGGGGAGAAAAAACCCAAUUCACUUAGUUUGCCACCCUAUCUAAGACAAAUAUGUUAUGUAGCAGGUUACUGGUUUACCAGGCCUAAUGCUUCACUUUGCUUUUCAACAUAGACAGCCCUGAUAGGAAAAGCUAUUAGAAAAACUCACUGGAAAACAAUGUGUCACAUUUUGUACUGAACCACUGUAGGAAAAGGUACUUACUGUACCUUCCUGAAGCACAUGGUAAUGACCUGAGUCGCUGAAAGAUUGGUUUAGGCUUGGCUUUAUCUCAAAGAAGACAAAUAAGGAAGGUCAUUUAUGCACUCUGUGUCAUAGGGAUGAUUUUACUCUUUGAUAGUUCAUGAGAGCCCUCAUGAACCAUCUGGAAGGAGCUUUGAUACAUAAAUCUCAUCUAGUCAUCUCUUGAAAACAGUGACCUUCAAAACAAUGAGUCAGCCAAUGACGGAAGCAAUGCAGAAACACAUUUAACAAAAUUGCUGCCUUUGCUUUUGUGAGUGUCAGUGCUUCAAGAGGAUGGAAAGCAAUGGUGGUCACCCAAGACACCACUUCCAAGUAGCAAAUGUGAUUUGCAAAAUACAUCCACGUGGUUUUCAAGUGCAAAGCUUGUGACAGCUUCCCCACAAGAUGGGGAGAUGUGUGUCUGUGUCUGUGUGUAUGUUUGAAGGCAUGCAUGUGCAUGCCAGUCACCUUGGUGCUUUGUAUUAAGUUGUCCUUUUGUGGUUUUUUGUUUGUUUUUUUUUUAACAAAAUCAACAUUCUGCCAUGUGGGCUGUGGUUUUCUUGUGCUGUGUGUGACUCAGGUUGAUCAUCAGGGCUGCCUUGAGGAAAAUUUUAUGGCCCACCUGAGAUAUUUGUGUAUGUAUCAAUGUAUAAUAAUGUAAUCCACUACUAGUCCAGGUACUCUGACCUGCACUUAAUGGAUGUUGACAAAUGGAGGAAAGUGGUUUCUCUGCUUGGCCAGACUUCUCAGAUUGUCAUUGCGCCAGGCUCUGUGCCAUACUGCCAUGAGUCUGACUCACUGUGGGUUUCUGCUGGCUGGGCCAAUCCCUCAGAGACCUCAGUCUGAUGCCAUGCUGGUCUCCUCCUCACUCCAGGUGGAAAGUCUCUUCUGUGCUCUGUCUCCAUGGACUUGGGCCUUUGCACUUUCAUGUCCUACAGAAGUUCAGAGUAACCCGCUCAGCCCGCAGCCGACUUCCUCAGCCACAAGAAGAAUGUCCUCUAAGCCUAAAAAUUACCACAGGGACAAGAGUAUAAUUAAUAUGAAGUUUAUUUUCUCCCCUUUCUGCCACAGUUAAAGCAUUUAUCUCAGCUUUCCUUAAUUUUCUGUCCUCUGGAGCUUACAUUAGGGCCUACCAUGUACUCCCACAUGAAAAAGAAAUGGGAUCCUUCAAUUUUCUCACCUGAACAGCUUUGAUGCAUCUUCUUUGAUGCAUCGAUACAUCUUCUUUGAUGCAUUGUCUCGUGGAAAAGAGGUGUGACCUACUGAGGUUCCGGGCAUGAGUGUGGUAUUUGGUUAUUCCUAGGAGAAAAUUGGAUCAAAUAGUGAUACAGUGUAAGACUUACUCUCCAGGGUGCAAUGGUUCAGGAGGGAUUUGUGCAGUCUGCCUUAGUCAGAGGGGAAAAUCACUGAUAGCAGAUGUUUUGUGUAGGCAAGCACAAGCUGAGAGCAAGAUCUGAUGCCAUUUGCCCUAGCCAUUGCACAAACAUUAAUCUCCAGGUUUUAAUACCAAUUUAUUUUAUGCAGAAACUGUUAAGAUAUUGUGUAGUGUUUUCAAGACACUUCGUUGCAGAGAUUACUAGUGACCUAGGAAAAUCUUCUCAUUUUGCACAAUAUAACCCCUGGUGAUUAGGACUUAAAAAAAAAAAAUGAACAAGAAAUUUUUGUUAUUAUAAUGAAAAAUUGCAUUAAAAUUAGAACAGGUUGCUGUAAAAUGGGUCAGCUAGUCAUACACAUUUAUAAUCACUAAGAGGAUUUAUGUUAAACGACAUGAGGAUUUAAUUUUGUAUAUUUGUAACAAUUCCCUUCCUCUUUCCCAAAACAAAAACCCAUUCUCUAGUCAAGGAUGAAUGAUGCUACAUGUUUUUUACAGAGAGGGCUCUUAAAAGCAAUCUGAGGUCCUCUUUCCAGUGAUUUUGUGAUAGUGACGUUAAGUGACAUGAUGUGUGACCCACUGAAUGGAAAGUGUGAUGACUAGAGACAGACAAAAGGCCAGAAAAGUUCUCCCUGUAUAAGCUAACCAUAACCCAUUAAUGCUGGCCAAUUAAAAGCAAUCCAAAUUAUGGGAAAUAAGGCUGAGUUUAACUAGUAACCAGAGAAAUAUGAAGAAGAAUUUGUAGGUGGGAGACAGGAGUGAAAUUCAAGCAAGUCACUGUCUCCAAAAAAAUGAAUUGAAGUUCAGAACACAGAAGACUUGUGCUGGAAGGACAGUCAAAAGUAGCAAAAGAUAGGGAAACUGGCAAAAAAGAAUAGGUUGAAGUAGGAUGAAGCUGAAGAAAAAGGCAGUGCUGCUCGGGGUUGCAUGCACAUGAGGAACUUGGCAGGGAAUGAUUGAUGACUCUGUAGAAAUUGAGGAGGCCCCAUUUUCCGCUGUACAGUUGAGUUAAUUUGGAUUUUUCACAAUGAAUUGGUAUCCAGCAGCCUGUGGUUUUGUGUCUUGCAAGCCUGAGCAAUUAGUCAUGUUAGUUGCUACCCAGAAACCUGAGGGUUUUGCUGGUAAGGGUUUCCUCCUUUGUACUGAAGACCAUUGUGUUUGCUUCUGAAAAGUGGAAGAGAAGAUCAUGUUUUAGUGUGCACUCAUUCAUUUCCCUGGUAAAAUGCUCUCAGUCUCUGCAAGGUGCCUGAGAACAUCAUGAGACCAGAACUUCCACAGGCAAAUCCUUGAGGAUUUGGCAAAAAGCCAUCUUUCUCAUUGGUGGCUGAAAAAAUCCUAUAUGUCAUGUAGCAGACUAUUUCACUGUCCAAACUUAGAGGCAGGUUUUCUCUAAUAUUCACAGAAAGGUACCAUUGUCUGGACCAGGAGAUAGGCUUUCGGGAAAAUUGGAGUUCAGUGUGUUUUCCUCAAUGAUCAAAAUGUUUCCUUUUUUUGCUGUGUUUUCUAACGCCUUCAUCUGACAAAUUUGGCUCUAAACAGAGAUAAUGAUUUGUAGGAACCACAGCAUGGAAGAUAGGCAGGGUGAUGUUGACAGUAAGGAUGCUGUCCUCUGAAAGAAGUGUGUCUGCUUCUCAUAAUGGCUCCUGGAGCAAGUGCCACUGUGGUGCUGCUCCUCUGAGGACAAUGGGAGGUGGCUUAGAGCCUGCAAGCCUGCAGAGUGACAGGGCUGCUUCUGCAUACGCUCCUAGGAGACUACAGGUUGUUCAGUUCUUCAUGGUGUUGCUGAUUUCUCACAGUUUUAAAUACUGCACUCUCAAUUCUUUAAAUAGGCAAAGGGGCUCAGAAGCUCAGCAGAAGCAGCUGCAGUAGUGCAGGACGUGGCUGCCUGUGCUCGGCUGUUGUGUGUCCUGGUAGAUGGGUGUGGGCUUUGCUUGGAGCUCACAGUUGAACUGUGUUUUACAGUGUGAAGAGUGCUUUUUAAGACAGUAAAAAAAAAAAUAGAAGAGGCCAUAAAAGGUUUUGAUUUGAACUUGGUGUGUUAAUUUUACUGCAGACAUUUAAGUGUUACAUACAUGAGAAGGUAAUUAAAAAACCUUAGAGCCUGGGCAGUUAAAUCAACAAAGAUCCUGAGCCUGUGUUGCUAGGAAUGCCCAUUCCUCUCAGCUGUGCAUAGCUCCACAGAGACUUUAGGAUGGUGAGGAGAUGCUGUGUUUGUUUUGGAACCAUGUUCAGGUGAAUGCAUAUGACUGAAAACUGUAUCCUUUGGGCUGUGAAGUCAACGGGGCUGCUCCUGACCUGUGAGUGACAGGGUCAUAGACUGCAUACUGUGAAGUGGAAGGCUGCUUGGGUCUCUGGAGAAACCCCAAGGAUGCUACAAGCUUAAAAGCUAAAAUCUAAAGAGAGAGAUGAGGACAGGGCUUUGGGAUGCAGUCUGAGGAGAAAUAAUUACUAUAAAAGUAAGGUAUAUUUCCAAAGAAAUUACCAAAUGGAAAAGCCCCUUGCAUUUUGAGAAUUAAUGUCAUCUAGAAAAAAAUAAAGUUUGAAAAAGAUAGCUUUUUGCAGUGUCCAUUAAAUGGAAGAGCCAUCUGAUAAACUCUGUCUGGAGAAUAGGGGGGAGGCUGCAGGAAUUGUCACAAGCUGCCUCUCCUAUUUCCUUCUAGUGAUGAUUUAAAACAGUAUUGCUUCUGUACUAUUGAGAAAGCUCUGUGAGGAAGCCUACUAGGAAGGCAGCUCUAAGAGUUCUGGGGAAAACAAGAAACUCUCUCUUAGUGAGCAAGCUCUUUCACACAGCAGAAAGUUCUGCUACUUCCUGUGGCUUGGCGGGCUUUGUCAGUUGGCAAGUUGUCACCAGUGUGCGGUGAGCAGGGCAGCUCCUCUGCACCAGCUACUGUAAGGAGAUACUCGGGUUUCUGCACCAGCUGACACAGGGUUCAAGCAAGUUAUUUUUCUGAAGCAAGACUUUUUGCAUCUGUUCCUCACUGGAGGCAGAAUUUAGUAGGACUGUCUCUGUUUUCUCAUUAUGCCAGAGACAGCAGAUACAGCAUCCCUGUGCGAGCACAUGUAUAUGCAUAAGUCUGUACAUAUAUACAUUUCUGUGUCUAUUUAUGAGGAUGUAUAAAUACAUGCUUUCAUGUAAAUAGAAACAUAAAAUACAUACUCUAAAAUAAA